Molecule: messenger RNA, 5537 nt
Organism: Podarcis muralis (Common wall lizard)
Lineage: Eukaryota; Metazoa; Chordata; Lepidosauria; Squamata; Lacertidae
Source: RefSeq, a predicted model, not a curated record
UAUGGACCUUAAGUUCCUCCGUGGGGCAUACCGGGAGAGUUUAAUGUAUUCCUGGGUCACUGUCCUUUCUCUGCAUCAGGAUUGGGGAUCUUAUUCCUCUCCAGAUGCUGUGGACUCUAAUUCCCACCAUCCCCUCUCUUGACAUUAGCCAUGCUAACUGGGUCUGAUAGGAGUUGGGAGUCUGACAGCACCUGGAAGUCCACAGGUUCCCCAUUCCUGCAGUUUUAUGUAUCCAUUUGUGGCUCAUAAAAUGUGAUGGGGGUCUGUGCGAAUUGUCCAAGCCCAUUUCUAAUCAAUGCACUCUGCCAGUCUAUGCUCUGUUGGGGCUCUUUGAACUGUGGGACUUGGCUCUCAGUAUCAGUGUAAUUCAUCGCUUUGUUUCUGUUGACGUGCAUAGGAUUGUGUUCAGUAUUUUCUCUUUUGCCAUCCCCUGUAUUCACUCUGCUCACAUAUCAAAGAUGCCAGAUGGGUAUCAGGUGGCCAGGGCAUCUGCCUAUGAAUCUUGAAGCAACCAACAGACUAAAACCCCUGGAAAGCUGCCACUGUGGAACAAGAGCUUGCCCACCUUGAAUAACAACACUAGCUCAGAUUGGAAGCUGCCAAGAGGCUCACUGCAUCUCUUCUCCAAAAAAAUUCAAAUGGACAUAGGUGGCUCAAUGUCGCAGUUUCAGAACUCGUGGGAAUUAUACCAGCAGAGUAUACAAAAUGACCUGGAUAUUGAAAUGGAGACCAUGGCACCUUGCUCAGCAUUUCCGGAUCCGGCCAGUGACUUUGACAGGAACAUUCCACGUAUCUGUGGUGUUUGUGGAGACAAAGCUACUGGCUUUCAUUUUAAUGCUAUGACCUGCGAAGGCUGCAAAGGAUUUUUUAGGCGGAGCAUGAAACGGAAAGCGAUGUUCACAUGUCCUUUCAAUGGCGAUUGUAAAAUCACCAAAGAUAACCGGCGACACUGUCAAGCCUGCCGGCUGAAGCGCUGCGUUGACAUAGGCAUGAUGAAAGAGUUUAUUCUGACAGAUGAAGAGGUUCAGAGGAAAAGAGAGAUGAUAAUGAAGAGGAAGGAAGAGGAAGCCCUGAAAGAGAGCCUAAAGCCCAAAUUGUUGGAGGAGCAACAGCGGACCAUCGAUAUCCUCCUGGAAGCCCACCGCAAGACCUAUGAUUCCACGUACUCUGAUUUCAACCAAUUCCGGCCUCCUGUGAGACUUGAUUCCGGCAGAAGAAGCACAAGCAGAUCUUCCUCUCUUAUGUCACAAGGUUUCUCUUCUUCAGAAGACUCUUCAGACACUUUCAGCUCUUCCCCAGAGCCCAGGAUGUUAUCGAGUGUGGAACUCAGUGAUGACAGCGAUGAAAGUGCAACCAUGUCCAUGGACUUCUCACACCUCUCUAUGCUGCCUCACGUGGCCGACCUUGUUAGCUACAGCAUCCAAAAAGUGAUUGGAUUUGCAAAAAUGAUUCCAGGGUUCAAAGAUCUAACAGCGGAGGACCAGAUUGCUCUACUGAAAUCCAGCGUCAUUGAAGUAAUUAUGCUCCGUUCAAAUCAGUCAUUUUCACUGGACGAUAUGUCCUGGACCUGUGGCAGCAAUGACUUCAAAUACAAAAUCAGCGAUGUCACUCAAGCUGGGCAUAGCCUGGACUUGCUUGAGCCCCUUGUUAAAUUUCAGAUCAACCUGAAAAAGCUGAACCUGCAUGAAGAAGAACAUGUUCUCCUCAUGGCCAUCUGCAUCCUUUCUCCUGACCGCCCUGGCGUUCAGGACACGGCUCUGGUGGAGUCCAUCCAAGAUCAUCUUUCAGCUAUCCUGCAGACAUACAUUCUCUGCCGACACCCUCCUCCGGGCAACCGCUUGCUCUAUCCCAAGAUGAUCCAGAAACUUGCAGACCUCCGGAGCCUGAACGAGGAGCAUUCCAAGCAAUAUCGCUGCCUCUCCUUUCUUCCGGAGCACAGCAUGCAGCUCACUCCGCUGGUCCUCGAAGUCUUUGGCAAUGAGAUCUCCUGACUCCGUGGCUGGGAAUGAAACCUGUUGAAGUAAAGGGAGAAGUCAGCCCAGCUUCCUGCUGGUGGCAAACUGAGAGCUUUGGCCCAAGUUGAAGUUUUGUAUAUUCUGUCGGCAAGAGUUUUGAUUUUUUUUCCUUUCCACACUACCAGAGGGACUGCAUUGUUUGUAUGUCUUCAGCCUCAUAUUUUGCAUUGCUGCUGAGCAGCAAUUCGCAAGCUAGCCCCUUCUCUCCUGCCUAUCAAAACUAAAGAGCUUUCUCACUUGUUGCUUUGCCAUGAUGAAACCGCUUGUGGCUUUCUUCAAUGUUGAGCUUUUCAAGCCAGCAACUGAAACGUCUGUGCUGUGUCUUAAAUGGAAGGUGAAUGGUUGAAUAACAACUGGUGGAAUUUAAGAUUUGUGAUGGAUUGGACAUGGGAUAUUCUUUCUUUUUAACACGUUGAGAGCUUUUGGUUCAGAAUGGCUAUAACAUGCAGGGAAGAGUAACUGUUAUUCUUGGUGCAAAAUGUCAACUCCCCUCACCUCUCAUAAUUUUCUGCCAAACCUCAGAGCUCUUCAGUAAUAGAAAAAGUAUUUAUUAACCUAAGAAUAAACAGGAAAAACACAGGCUGUGUACACAUUACCAGCUUAAAAUGCAGCUAGGUUGCUCUUUUCCUUAAUUUGGAUCAAAGGUGAUUUGGGGGGAAAUGCAUCAAAAUGCAGGAGAGAUGGAAGAGAGAUACGGAUUAAGAUAAUAUUGUAUGUACACCUCUUCCGAAACCAGUGGUGGGAGUGCAUUGGCUGCAGAGUAAAAUUGGGGGGGGUGUACACAGCCAAGUUUACAGGAAUAAAUAACCUGUGUCAUCUUUCUGACUUUUUUUAAGUGUGUAUAAAUGUGCCUGGCACAUUGUUGUCACUAAAUAAAUUUGUAAUGGGAGGAAAAUUAUAUUUGGCCUGUGACCUGGUGUAGACACUCUGGGAGUUGACUUUCUAAUAGCCAAGCCCCUGCCUGGAGCGCAGCCUUGUUUCCCAAGAAAUAAGCCUGCUAACAACUUAUGUCCUGUUUGCAGCAUUAGUUCUUACACUGUUUCAAGCACGGCCAGCUGCCAAGAGGCGUACAGAACUGGCUUCUCAUCUAGCCAGCAGGCUUGAGUUUGUUCAGGAUCACUUUGGGUUACUUUAGAGUGGCAAGGGGAAAGCCCUGUUUAUCAGCCACAUGCAAAGUAGCACCUAAAAUAUUCCAGCCAUCAUAUUGAGAAGUACUCUGCAGAGGUGAUUUUCAGAUGUCUCCAUGCUGGAGCCAUAAUCAGCCCUUAGUAACACUCAGGGAGGCUGAAAGUGACAUUUUGUGAGUUUGACAACUUCUGGACUACUGUAUAUGACCUCUGGAAAAACAAAGCACAUGUGAACUGUGUGCUGAAAAGGGAAGUAAUUCAUCGCCAAUAUUAAAAUAAUUUCUUUGCAGAGAACAUGCUUGGGAUAUUUAGUUGUAGCUUCAUUGGUCCCACAGAAUCCAAAGUAAGAUUGGAGGAUACAUAGCUAAUAAUUGCACAAAACAGAAAUGUAAAAUUAACUGUCAACAACAGAGAGAGAGAGCAAAGAUGAAUAUAGAUGUUCUCUCCUAGUCGCUUGAUAGAUAGUGGCCUAUUCAUCAAAUACAUACAAGCGUACUACUCUCUUCAAACACAUAGUGUACAUUCACCAAUGUGUUAUUGUAUUCGUGUGGUUUUUUUAUUACUGCAAUAGCUGCAAUUUGCACACUGUAUGCACAGCUACAGAUUGUCACUUAAAAUCUCUGGUGAGAUGAUGAGAAUUCAGUUCCGUGAAUAAAGGAAGGUCACAUUGAACCCCUUAGUUUAACAAAUCCUUUAGGGUUGUGCUGGUAGGGUUUUGCAUAUGGGAAUAAAGGAAGGGAGCUUCCUUUAUUUGGAUUGAAAUCUCCCUCUUGCUCACUAGGUGUCAGUAGGGUAAUAGGGUAGGGUAGAAAGUAAUUAUGGUGCAAAGUGCCUUGAGUCUGCUCCAGAGCAAUGAAUCGGUUCCUCCCAAAGUUAUGGCUAGAUUCUUUUACUCUAAAAUUAGUCUUAAUUACUAGGAUUUGGUAGGAUUCAUCAAAGUCUUUAACUUCCUUCUAUGCUCGUUGGAGAGUUGGCACAAGGGCAGCCCACCCACAUGGAGUAAGUCUGUGGUGUCCCACCCCCCAACCUCCCAGCAGUACAACUAUUUCCCUUUUCACAGACCUCUGCAGCCUGGCAGUGGGGACGAAAAGAAAGUACCCAUUUGCUUCAUGUAUCUUUAGAUAGAUAGGCCUUCCAAACUCAUUUUCAAAGCCCACUUGAGUUGCAGGGGCAAAUAACAGCCACUUUAUUCAGCUACUUCAGAAAGGCUCGUCAAAUGUUUUAAAUAAAACAGAUAUUUUAGGGGUUUGUGGAUACUUUAGUGGCAUUCGCAACCUGACUUUGCAUGUAAGCAUACAGCCACUUACAUGGUUAGCAGUGUUUCAGCCUCAUGCUGUUGCCACGAGUGCCAUAAGGUAUGAAAGGGAGAUGUCCAUCUGCGCACACACGGUGGGCAUGCGCCAGGGAAUUGUGGCAAUUCCCUGGCAUGCGCUGCUGUGCUGAAAGAUGCCCAGCUGCUUAUCCAGGAGAACAUUAUUGAGUGGACGCACUUUGCAAAGCCUGCCCGCCUCCCAAAAUGUGAGAAGCAGCUGUGCUAAGUUAGAGGGCACGCUGCCGAUUCUGAGAGAGGUUUCUGUGUGUAGCUUUGCUUGUUAGGCUUAUUUGCAAAGGGGAAAAUUAGCAGUUCCUUGCCAUUCUUUCUUUGGUUAAGGGGUGGAGGGAGAGUGGGACUUGCCUGAAACAAAAAGGCAUAUAACAUUUGUAGGAAUCACAGUCUUGGGUGCAAGAUUUCCAUCCUGUCUCAGGAAAUAACCCUCAAGCCUAAAGGGAUGGAGGUAUCAAUAUAAUGCUUGUUCUGUCAAUGUGGAGAAGAGUGGAACCUAACAUGCUUCCCCAACCCAUGUGUUAUUAUAAACUGCUUGUAGAUGAGCUAGCCCUGGGUUAUUUUUUUCAUUUUUUAAAGCCAAGCCAGCUCUUAGUUCUAUUGUGAAUCUUUCGCACAGUUCUAUUGCUGUUUUUCCUCUGAUUCUUUUUUUUUAAAGAAGGUUUUUUGGGGGGUUGUCUUUGAUUGUCUGCCCUAAGCCAUGAGGAUAGAAGACUGUUUGCAAUCAUUGGAAAACAAACCAGGCCGCUGUAUUUUCCCAGUAGCUUGGGAGAGUGGUUUAGAUACCCAGCUCCUGUGUUAAAUCCAUUAAUGAUGCCUAUGCUGAACAAUUUGCACCAGGUUUUGUGGUAUAAUUGAAUGUGUAAAUAGCUAUUUAAUAUGGGUUGAAAAUGGUCUAUUGUAAAAUGUAAAUUGGAUUUUAGACAUUUUAAGGACAAUGAUGUUUGAAUCAUAGCUGCUCUUUUUUCAGAGAUGCUGGGGUUUAUUUUUGCCAAGUCUGCAUGUGAAAGCCAAACCUGUACAAUAAGAGAGGAGUAGCUUCUUUCCAAAUGUGAAACACAAAUCAUCUCU